AUGGUCUUCGUGGGCCAACUUGUUCACAGCGUCGGCUUCUACGUGUUGAUUGCCGCCCAGGACUUCGCAUCCAUCAUGUUGGUGCUGGUCUCCUUGCUGAUGGUCUUUGUGGGUGACUUCCAGCUGGGGAUGGGCAGUAUUUGCGGGGCCACGCCUCUGCUCUCAGAUGAUCAGACGUGCACUGAGACCAUCGCCAACGUGUCCAGCUUUGUGGGCAGGGACCUGCUGAACGGCAAGGUCUCUUGCAGCAACGCGGGCGUGCUGAUGUGCGAGGGCGUGGUUGCAAGCGAGAACCUGGUGCGCUUUACUAUGAUUGCUGCUGCAGUGGGCGCAGCAGCCUCUUGUUGCAUUCCCCGACGGCUCAUCGCACUGUCCCUGAGUGCAGAGCAGAGCAUCAAGACCGCCCAAGCGUUGGUGGCCGGCAAGACUCAGGAGAGCGCCUGA
Messenger RNA from Effrenium voratum, 444 nucleotides. The record is from the annotation of a GenBank genome assembly. Lineage: Eukaryota; Dinophyceae; Suessiales; Symbiodiniaceae.